This is a messenger RNA of Larimichthys crocea (large yellow croaker), 6428 nucleotides long. Its product is annotated as disco-interacting protein 2 homolog B-A-like. The transcript is spliced from 40 exons. Bases 305 to 5206 code for a protein of 1633 amino acids. Lineage: Eukaryota; Metazoa; Chordata; Actinopteri; Sciaenidae. The record is from RefSeq and is a predicted model, not a curated record.
CUGUACUGUUAGGGUCCACCUGGCAGGUGGGUUUGCUCCAGAGGAGCUGCUCCUCCUCCUCCAGGCUGUGACAGCAGAGGGAGCAGGGAGUCCGCUUCAUGCAGCCAGCCCCGGUCAUGUGACUGACGGACUCCUCUCUGCUGAGUUGUUCGCAUCUCCCACAGUCAUGGCGGUGUCGGGGAGUCUCGGAGAUGGAGUACACGCCGCAUCUUGAUUUCAUUUCUUAAGCUUUCAUGCAGGACUACCGCACCCGCUGUCACCAGAGAUAUCGCAAACAUCCCGCAGGCUGCUUGUGCUCCCGACGAUGGCCGACCGCGGCGUUGAUCUGUCGGCUCUGCCUAAAGAGGUCAGGGACCAGCUGGCGGAGUUGGAUCUGGAGCUAUCCGAAGGUGAUAUUACACAGAAGGGCUAUGAGAAGAAAAGGACCAAACUCCUGGCUCCCUACAUCAUUCAUACUCCAGUGGCGCCGCCCCGUCAGAAUGACGUGCAGCCUCCGGCUCCCAGUUCCUCCUCCAGUCACCCCCCUCCACCCUCCAGCUCGUCCCGUUACAGAGAACGUCGCUCCCGCAGAACGCAUCGCAGCGGAGGAACCAGGGAUGACCGCUACAGAUCAGACAUCCAUACAGAGGCAGUACAAGCUGCCCUGGCUAAACAUAAAGAGGAGAAGAUGGCACUCCCCAUGCCGACCAAGAGACGCUCCACUUAUGUGCAGUCUCCCAUUGAAACCCGCACACCGCCAGACUCGUCGUCAGGAUCUGAAGAUGAGACGGCUGUGCGCAGGCAGUCAUCAGUGGUGGCUUCUCCGCCUCAGGUCAAUCCAAACCUGCAGAGCCCGGACUCCUGGAUAAACCGCACGGUCCAGGGCUCCUCCACUUCCUCCUCAGCCUCCUCCACUUUGUCCCACGGAGAGGCCAAGCCGCAGCCUCAGAGCCAGCCUCAACCUCAGCCUCAGUCGCAGCCUCAGCCUCAGUAUAAGCCGCAGUACCAACCCCUGUAUCAGCCUCAGUACCAGCCUCAGUCCCAGCAGCAUGAGCAUCCCCACGCUGCAUCGGUGGCGGACAUGCUGGCUCAUAGUCGCAUUGGCCCCUCUGAGAACAGCGCCCCCCCUCCAGAUGUGACAGCCGUGGCCCCUCCGUCCAGAGGCGCACGGGUGGACCUGCCCUCCAACGCUGUGGUCAGAGGGAUGAGCCGCGGGCAGAGCCGCUCGAGCAUGAUGGAGACUGCGGACGGAAGAGGUAAUAUCCUGAGAGUUCCCGUGAGCAGCAGAGUGUCCACAAAGAUCCAGCAGCUGCUCAACACCUUGAAGAGGCCCAAGAGGCCGCCGCUUAGUGAGUUCUUCACCGACGACCAAGAGGAGAUCGUGGAAGUGCCCCAGCCAGACCCCAACACGCCGAGGCCGGAGGGCCGUCAGAUCAUCCCAGUAAAAGGGGAACCUUUGGGUGUGGUCAGUAACUGGCCUCCAGCCCUGCAGGCAGCGUUGGCCCGAUGGGGGGCCACACAGGGGAAGAGCCCCGCCCUCACUGCUCUCGACAUCACAGGAAAACCGCUCUACACGCUGACUUACGGGAAGCUGUGGAGUCGCAGCGUGAAGUUGGCAUACACCCUCCUGAACAAGCUGGGCACCAAGAACGAGCAAAUCCUCAAACCUGGAGACCGGGUGGCGUUAGUGUACCCCAACAGUGACCCUGGGAUGUUCUGGGUGGCCUUCUACGGCUGCCUCCUGGCUGAGGUUAUACCUGUACCUAUUGAAGUACCGCUGUCUCGCAAGGAUGCAGGUAUCAGCCAAGUGGGCUUUCUGCUCGGUAGCUGUGGUGUUGGUCUGGCUCUGACCAGUGAGAUCUGUCUGAAGGGUCUACCCAAGACCCCCACUGGGGAAAUACUGCAGUUUAAAGGCUGGCCCCGACUAAAGUGGGUGGUGACAGACUCGAAAUACCUGACCAAGCCUUCCAAAGACUGGCAGCCGCACAUCCCCACUGCCAACACUGACCCUGCAUAUAUAGAGUACAAGGCGAGUAAAGAGGGCACAGUGGUCGGCGUGGCCGUGUCUAAAGUAGCCAUGUUGACCCACUGCCAAGCGCUGACCCAGGCCUGCAACUACUGCGAGGGGGAAACUUUAGUGAACGUCCUGGACUUUAAAAAGGACAUGGGCCUGUGGCAUGGAGUUCUCUCAGCUGUGAUGAACAGGAUACACACUAUCAGUGUUCCCUAUGCGGUGAUGAAGGCUUGUCCUCUCUCCUGGGUCCAGAGGGUUCACAUCCACAAAGCUCGUGUGGCUUUGGUGAAGUGCCGUGAUCUGCACUGGGCCAUGAUGGCUCAUCGUGAGCAGAGGGACACCAGUUUGGCUUCGUUACGUAUGCUGAUCGUUGCUGAUGGUGCUAACCCCUGGUCGGUGUCUUCCUGCGAUGCCUUCCUGAACGUGUUUCAGUCCCACGGGCUGAAACCUGAGGUUAUCUGUCCCUGUGCUACCUCGCCUGAGGCCAUGACAGUAGCUAUACGCAGGCCGGGAGUUCCUGGCGCACCCCUCCCCGCCCGUGCCAUUCUUUCCAUGGGCGGCUUGAGCCACGGUGUCAUCCGGGUCAACACGGAGGACAAGAACUCCGCCCUGACUGUACAAGAUGUGGGGCACGUCAUGCCCGGAGCUCUGAUGUGCAUUGUAAAGCCAGACGGGCCUCCUCAGUUGUGUAAAACAGAUGAGAUAGGAGAGAUAAUAGUAAACUCCCGUGCUGGAGGAAACAUGUAUUACGGUCUGCCCGGAGUCACCAAGAACACCUUUGAGGUGAUACCGGUUAAUUCAAACGGCGUUCCCAUUGGAGAGAUUCCAUUUGUGCGGUCAGGACUCUUGGGGUUUAUUGGCCCGGGAAGCCUUAUCUUUGUGGUGGGGAAAAUCGAGGGUCUGCUGAUGGUGAGCGGGCGGAGACACAACGCUGACGACCUGGUUGCCACCGCUCUCGCUGUGGAGCCGGUCAAGACGGUGUACAGGGGGAGGAUCGCAGUGUUUUCAGUCACCGUGUUCUAUGACGAGAGGGUCGUGAUCGUGGCAGAGCAGAGGCCGGAUGCCAGCGAGGAGGACAGCUUCCAGUGGAUGAGCCGAGUGCUUCAGGCCAUCGACAGCAUCCAUCAGGUGGGACUCUACUGUCUGGCUCUGGUCCCGGCCAACACCUUACCUAAAACACCCCUCGGUGGCAUCCACAUCUCUGACACCAAGCAGUUCUUCUUAGACGGCAACCUGCACCCCUGCAACAUCCUAAUGUGUCCCCACACGUGUGUCACCAACCUGCCUAAGCCCCGCCAGAAGCAGCCCGUCGGCGUAGGUCCUGCGUCUGUGAUGGUGGGUAACCUGGUGGCAGGGAAGAGGAUCGCUCAGGCUGCAGGCAGGGACCUCGGCAUGAUCGAAGACCAGGAUCUUGUCCGCAAGCUCUGUAUGUGGCCCACUGUGAUGCAUCAGUAUUUGGCAGAGGCGUUACACUGGAGGGCGCAGACAGACCCAGAUCAUGUCCUCUUUGUUCUCCUUAACGCCAAGGGUGUAGCAGUCAGCACAGCGACCUGCGUGCAGCUUCACAAGCGGGCGGAGAAGAUAGCUGCAGCGCUCAUGGAGAAAGGCAGCAUCAACACCGGAGAGAAUGUAGUGCUGCUUUAUCCUCCCGGCAUCGAUUUGAUAGCCGCCUUCUACGGCUGUCUCUACGCUGGAUGUGUUCCCGUAAACGUCAGACCUCCACACCCUCAAAACCUGGCAGCCACGCUGCCUACCGUCCGCAUGAUUAUUGAUGUCAGUAAAGCUGCAUGUAUCCUAACCACUCAACAUCUCAUGAGGACUCUGCGCUCCAAAGAAGCUGCUGCCUCCGUGAACAUUAAAACGUGGCCGACAAUCAUUGACACAGAUGACCUCCCUCGCCGUCGGCCUCCACAGAUCUAUAAGCCGCCCACAGCGGAGAUGAUUGCUUAUCUGGACUUCAGUGUGUCAACUACAGGCAUGCUCACUGGGGUGAAGAUCUCUCAUGCAGCAGUCAGUGCACUGUGUCGCUCUAUAAAGCUGCAGUGUGAACUGUACUCCUCUCGCCAAAUAGCCAUCUGCCUGGAUCCUUACUGCGGUCUGGGCUUCGUCUUGUGGUGCCUCUCAAGUGUUUACUCAGGUCACCAGUCCAUCCUGAUUCCUCCCUUCGAGUUGGAGAGCUGCUUGUCUCUGUGGCUGAGCACGCUCAGUCAGUACCGCGUCAGAGACACCUUCUGCUCUUACUCUGUCAUGGAGCUCUGCACUAAAGGGCUCGGUACUCAGACUGAGUUACUCAAGGCCCGUGGGGUGAACCUGUCGUGUGUGCGUAGCUGUGUGGUAAUAGCGGAGGAACGCCCUCGCCUCGUCCUCACACACUCCUUCUCCAAGCUGUUUAAAGACAUUGGGCUGUCACCCAGAGCCGUCAGCACUGCUUUUGGUUCCAGGGUUAACCUGGCCAUCUGCCUGCAGGGCACCACUGGUCCUGAUCCGUGUACAGUUUAUGUGGACAUGAAAUCCCUACGCCAUGACAGGGUGAGGCUGGUGGAGCGAGGAGCACCUCAGAGUCUUCCCCUAAUGGAGUCUGGCAAGAUACUGCCAGGUGUUCGGGUGAUAAUCGUAAAUCCAGAGACCAGAGGUCCGCUGGGUGAUUCUCAUCUUGGAGAGAUCUGGGUGAACAGCCCUCACAGUGCAAGUGGCUACUACACCAUCUAUGGAGAGGAGAGUCUUCAGGCCAACCACUUCAACACUAAGCUCAGUUUCGGAGACCCGCAAACCUUGUGGGCCAGGACGGGAUACUUGGGAUUUGUGAAGAGGACCGAGCUGUUGGAUGCCAGUGGGGAUCGACAUGACGCCCUGUUUGUGGUAGGCUCACUGGAUGAGACCUUGGAACUAAGAGGGCUGCGCUACCACCCGAUCGACAUUGAAACGUCAGUGUCCCGGGCUCACCGCAGUAUUGCUGAGAGUGCUGUCUUUACAUGGACCAAUCUACUGGUUGUGGUGUCUGAGCUUUGUGGUUCAGAGCAGGAUGCACUGGACCUGGUGCCUCUGAUAACCAACGUGGUCCUUGAGGAGCACCACCUCAUCGUGGGUGUGGUGGUUAUUGUGGACCCCGGGGUUAUUCCCAUCAACUCCAGAGGAGAGAAGCAACGCAUGCACCUCCGUGACUCCUUCCUCGCUGACCAGCUGGAUCCCAUCUAUGUCGCUUACAACAUGUGAGGUGUUGUGAUGGUCCUGGUCCUUGUUUAGCCAUCAUCCACAGUCUAUGGCGCUGGCAGAUGGUAAAAUGGAAAAAAAGCAUGAACCACAUGUAUUGCCACCCAGCACUGUGUGACACCAGCAUCUCUUGGCUACUGCAUGUCUGUGAUUUGCCAGGUUUGGAGUUGUUCACUGUGUUUUAUAGAUAGAUUUUUGCGAAUUGGGACGGAAGCAACAUGUAGAGCUUAUGGCAAAGACAAAAAAAAAAGCCCCUGUUGCUGCCCUGUUUUAUGGGGAAAAGACAAAACCACACACACAACAGGACCACUGCGUUAUUUCUGUAUUAAUGUCUUUGUGAAAAUCCAUCUUCCUCUUCUGUACCUCUGUACAAACCUCCUAAAACACUUCCCCUUGUGUGUGUUUACACAGAAUCCACAAGCUAAAACACUUCUAUUGAAAUAUUUUUUACAUGCAGCUUUCAAUCAAACGCACACAAUGCACGUGCUGUCAUUCCUCACUAACAUGGACGAAUAAAAGAGGGCAGAGGAAAGCAAAACAUUAUUCAAGUAGCCAAUCUCAGUCUGUGUGCAUUAUUUAGAACGUUUAUUUUGUCCCAUGAUGAUGAAGCCAAAUAGAUUUUUCCUGCCCUAAUAUAUUUCCUGCCUUAUAAAACUUCAGCCAUACAUUCCUAUAUUAAUUUUUAAUAAAUCUGUUAUAAAUUCUCCUUUUGGUUUUGACUAGUAGUGGAAGCCCUGACAGAUAUCCAAAGGGAUUAAAAUAAAAGAGGAAAGAGGCCAUAUUCUGUACUGUACCUAUAAAGGCCUGUUGUAUUUUAGAUACUGUAUGUUACUGUAUAGAUAUUUUUAAUUGUAUAAAUGUAUAAAUGCUUGACUUGUCUCUCUCAGUCGAUGGUUUCUGGAUAGUCAACCCAGCUGGGAGAUGACAACAGUAGCAGAAAGAAGAUUGUAAAUAAGAUUUAACAGUUUUGACAGUACUUUUGAAGUGGAAUAUUAGUCGUAUAAUGGAGGGUAACGAUGAAUAACUUCAAAGCAUUGUUAGUCAGGAUAGAUUUAACAUUGCACUUUCUCAAAUGUCUAUUUUAUUAUAACAAUGAGGCAUUAUAACUAACGGUUCAGGAGCAAAUAUUAUUCUUAGGAUUCUUCCUUGAGGAGCUUUGAGAGUUUACUGGGAGGGCUAUCACUGUUAAUGCCAGGGACUUUUCCUGUCGGCCCAUUUAAAAAAA